UCUGCUGGAUGUGCCUGCCGGCUGGGGGCUGAGGCCGAGGGAGUCGCCAGGGUCCGGGCUCGGCGGGAUGGUCCGGAGCCGCUCCAGGUCCCCCCCGCGGAGGGAACGUAGGCGCUCUCGUUCUGCAUCCCGGGAGAGGGAGAGGAGGCGACGGGAGCGUUCGAGGUCCCGGGAGAGGGACAGGAGGAGGAGUCGUUCCCGUUCCCCGCACAGGAGGCGAUCCAGGUCCCCGAGACGGCACAGAUCCAGCUCUUCUUCCCCGUCCCGGCAGAAGGAAAGGCGAGACGAUGAAAAGAAAGAAAACAAAGACGCCAAAAGCAAAGAGCAUCAGAUCACCGAAGAAGAUAUGGAAGGCAAAACAGAGGAGGAAAUUGAGAUGAUGAAAACAAUGGGAUUUGCAUCCUUUGACACAACAAAAGGGAAGAAAGUGGAUGGCUCUGUAAAUGCCUACGCUAUAAACGUGUCACAGAAGAGAAAGUACAGGCAGUACAUGAACAGAAAAGGCGGAUUCAACAGACCGUUGGAUUUUAUUGCCUGAUGUCUAGUCUUGUUACCUGUGAAGAAUGACCUCUGGAGCAUGAAUGGUUAACAUUUUAUUGUCUCGCUAUGACUUGUGUGUGCUGGGAUCUCAGAGACAGGAACUCGGCUUCUCACCGUAAAACGAAAUCAGCUUAUUUAUGAGAGUCCAGAAACACUUGCUUUGCCUCCUAGGAAGAGAGGGUAAAAAUGAUGCUUUCUAGAAACGUUGGGUUUGAAUAUGUUCAGGCCUGUUUUGUUCCCUGUCAGGACUUUCCUGUUAGAUGUAUUAUUUUUCAUUUCUUCUAUGAGUUUUUUUUUAAAUAACUAAAUAUUGUCAGUUACAAUAAAAACCAGUAUAUAUUUACUCCCACCCCAUAAUUAAAAUAUGAUGGUGUUGCUCAGGAAUAAAGCACCAGAGAGGAGGCUGUUGGAGAUAUGUCUGGGCAAUUUUUUGCCCGUCAAACAGAGGGAUAGAUCUCUCAGAAGAUAAAUCUGGUUUAGGAUUUAAAACAGAAACAGGAUUAUUUUGAAAGUGUGCUCAUGGGAGAAUCUCAGGGAGCCACGCUGUCUCUAAUGUUGAAAGAGAAUUGUUUUCCUAAUUUAAGAUCUCUCUCUCCUCCCCUCCUUACUUUUCACUUAUCCCUUUCCUUACUAGUUAAUAAUCAAAGUUGUCCAGAACUACCGAUAGGAUAGUAUAGCAUAGUGGCAAAGGGUUGCAGUGAGUUUACUUACUGUUUGGCUUGGAAAAACAUACUGUGUUGGAAUAGUCUUAAGUUUUCAUAUUUGUUUACAGAUUUCUUACUUAAAAUUCUUCUUGACGCUGAUUCUUCUCUGAGCAAAGUUUGGAGGUAAAUCUGGGUUAUAUUAAAGACCCAGAGGUGAAACAUUUAACGCCUUCCACUUUCAUUGCUUACUAUGCAUCUAGAUUAUUUUUAUAAACAACCUUUUCCAAAUGCCAUGGUUUAUUUGCUGUUCCAUUUCACACACAUACCAGCAGGUGGCAGCACAUGCAGUGGCUGAUUUCAAGAGGUGGGUUAAAACUUAUUCAUAGUGGUAGACCACAUGCCCAUUUGACAUAAAGUGCCUAAUGAACAUCUCUGCUCCCAUUCACAAUCAUGUACACCUCUCCCAUUCAUGAUUGUAUAACGUCCCUGUGGCAAAUACCGCCAUUACUUACAUGGCAAAGGAACAUUUGAAAAGUGCUGUGUGUAUAUUAGCUCUUCCUCGUUCAAUAAGCAGUGUUUGUCCUUCUUUGAAAAAUAUUAAUCAUGUUCUCUGUUAUUCUUCAUCUCCUCUCUCCAAUUUGUCUGUGGGACCAGUCUGCUGUCUCUGAACCACCAGCAUCUGAUCCUAAAGCACCUGUGGACUGAGGUUUUGGGAACGUCUGAUCAGAAGUUUGAUAACUCUCACGUGAUGCAAAUAGUUAAAAUCUCUUGCAUACAUGUACCUUUUAACCUCCGAGACGUGGAUAGCAAAUAGCCUUUGCCUUAGAUGACCUGUUUUUCUUUUUUAAUCAAGCUCAGUAUUCAUGCCUUGGCAAUUGAGAUCCUUUCCUAAAGCUGCUCCACUACUCCAGCCUUCACAUUUUAUCACAGCUUUUCCUGUAGCCUCCAUGACCAUUGACAAGCAAAACAUGAUUUUAUAUUUUCCUUUCCCCCAACUAAUCUGACAGAGGGAACAAUCCAGAUUAAAGUCACAUGUGCAACCCUGCAAUGACCUAGAAUGGCAUUAGGAUUUGUUCAGCUCACACAAAUAAAUGUAGGGACCCAACACUAGCAGGAUGCUAACAUGCCACGCAGGCAGAAAACACUCGGGCCAAGCACAAUCUGAACCCUGGCAAUGAACACUUGCCAUCUGAAAUUGGGCAGGCAAAACCGAUAAAUAAAGGUAGGCCAGAGCCUGUUUAAAACUGUGAGUAAAGAUCGUACUGCAUAUGACAGAAGACUGGGGAAGUUGACAGCCUGGAGUAUAGAACUGCCAGUCAUUAGAUGAGGAGGAAGAAGAUUUUCAAAGGCACAAAUAAGUUUCAGGCGUUCAGCUAAAGCCUGUAGAAAAUCUAAAUCUCUAACAUAAUUUGUGCUGGCUUUUGAAAUCUUUUUCCAUUUGGAAGAUUCUGUUUUACAUGAGGAUGAUGAUAUUCCCCCACCCCAAAACACAACCACAGUAGAGAUGAAGAUAUUCUGUUAAAGCUCAUGCCUAAUUCUUAAUCUCAGUCAGGAUUCCAGUUUUCUACUGGGCCUAUGACAAUCAGAGAUUAAAGCAGCCUAGAGGUGAGGGCAGUGUCUUUAUU
Molecule: messenger RNA, 2809 nt
Organism: Terrapene triunguis (Three-toed box turtle)
Lineage: Eukaryota; Metazoa; Chordata; Testudines; Emydidae
Gene: SNRNP27
Product: small nuclear ribonucleoprotein U4/U6.U5 subunit 27
Exons: 6
Coding region: 68-538 (156 amino acids)
Biological process (GO): RNA splicing
Cellular component (GO): precatalytic spliceosome
Source: RefSeq, a predicted model, not a curated record